Messenger RNA from Orbilia oligospora ATCC 24927, 1257 nucleotides. RefSeq lists its product as uncharacterized. NCBI's taxonomy places the organism in Eukaryota, Fungi, Ascomycota, Orbiliomycetes, Orbiliales, Orbiliaceae. The transcript has 3 exons. The record is from RefSeq and is a predicted model, not a curated record. Bases 1 to 1257 code for a protein of 418 amino acids. Gene Ontology annotation, molecular function: acetyl-CoA C-acetyltransferase activity. Gene Ontology annotation, biological process: fatty acid beta-oxidation.
AUGUAUCGCCAAACCGCCCGCGCUUCGGCAAAUGCCCGACUUGCACUGAUAUCACGAUCGUUCUCGACAACGUCUUCGCGAUCUGUUCAAAAUGCAUACAUUCUCGCCGCAGUAAGAACACCAACAGGAAAGUUCCAUGGUGGCCUCAAGACAGUCCCAGCACCUCAACUCGGCGCUGCUGCCAUAAAAGAAGCCAUCGCCCGCUCCAAAGUCCCAGCUGCAUCUUUCACACAUGCAUAUCUUGGAAAUGUCCUCCAAGGAUCCCAGGGCCAGGCUCCGGCUCGUCAAGCUAUUAUUGCCGCCGGUCUUCCCACUACCGUUGAAGCUACUACCGUGAACAAAGUCUGCUCUUCCGGUCUUAAGAGUGUUGUGUUUGCCGCCCAGGAUGUUCAACUUGGCCUUAGCGAUGCUGUCAUUGCUGGUGGAUUCGAGAAUAUGAGUUUGGUGCCGAGAUAUAUGGAGAGAACAAUUGGCGGAUAUGGAGAUGUUAAAGUCGAGGACGGUAUUCUCAAGGAUGGUUUGACUGAUGUCUAUAACAAAUUCCACAUGGGAAACUGCGCCGAAAACACCGCUAAGAACCUCUCUAUCACCCGUGAAGACCAGGAUAACUAUGCCAUCGAAUCCUACCGACGCGCCAAAGCUGCUUGGGAUGCAAACGCCUUCGCCGAAGAAAUCGUCCCAGUCGCUGUCCCCCAGAGAAAAGGCGACCCAAUCCAAAUCUCCAAAGACGAGGACUACGAGGACGUUAAGCUCGACAAGAUCCCAACCCUAAGAGCUGCAUUCCAAAAGGACGGGACAAUCACUGCUGCUAACGCUUCAACCUUGAACGACGGAGCCUCAGCUAUCAUCAUCGGAAGCGAAAAGACACUUAAGGAAUUUGGUGGUGACAGCCGAGUUCUUGCCAGGAUUGUAGCUCACGCUGAUGCAGCCGUUGAUCCAAUCGACUUCCCAAUUGCCCCUGCAAAGGCUAUUCCAAUUGCUUUGGAGAGAGCGGGUAUUACCAAAGACGACGUUUCGGUCUGGGAGCUCAAUGAGGCAUUUGCAGCUGUAAGCAAGGCUUUGGAGAAGAGUUUGGGAUUGGAUCCCGCUAAGGUUAAUAAGAAGGGUGGUGCUAUUGCCCUUGGUCAUGCCCUUGGUAGCUCUGGAAGUAGAAUUUUGACUACUCUUCUAUACCAGUUGGAGAAGGGACAGUAUGGUGUUGCUGGUAUUUGCAAUGGUGGUGGUGGUGCGACUGCCUUGGUUGUUCAGAAGUUGUAG